UCUCUUCGCAAAAUUAUUUGUAAAAGAAGCACACAGCUUUUUAUAUAUAUAUAUAAUCUAAGAAAAAACGAACUGCAUUUAGAGUUUACAUGUCAAUUUGGGGAGUAAGUUUCCUUUUUAUUAUUACUGUAUUCUGUUCAGACGUGGUUGGCGCCCUAUGAAAAGAUGUUCUGUGAAAAGGCGAUCGAGCUGAUCAGGGAACUCCAGCGAGCAGCUGAUGGCCAGCUACCUGCUUUUAACGAGGAUGGAAUUAGACAGGUUCUUGAAGAAAUGAAAGCCCUGUAUGAGCAGAAUCAAACUGAUGUGAACGAGGCAAAGUCUGAGGGAAGAAGUGAUUUGAUUCCAACAAUCAAGUUCCGUCACUGCUGUCUGUUGAGGAAUCAGCGGUGCAUUGCAGCUUAUCUUUAUGACCGAUUGCUCCGUAUUCGGACUCUAAGGUGGGAGUAUGGCAGUGUUCUUCCUACAUCCAUAAGGUUCCACAUGUGUGCUGAAGAGCUGGAAUGGUUUAACCAGUAUAAAAAGUCUCUUGCCACCUACAUGAGGUCAUUGGGAGGAGAUGAGGGUCUGGACAUCACACAGGACAUGAAGCCACCUAAGAGUUUGUACAUUGAGGUUCGUUGUUUGAAGGAUUAUGGGGAGUUUGAAAUUGACGAUGGCACCACAAUUUUGCUCAAGAAAAACAGCCAGCACUUUCUUCCCCGAUGGAAGUGCGAACAGCUGAUUCGACAGGGAGUUCUGGAGCAUGUAAUGUCUUGAAUUGACUGAAAGCUGAGAAAAAGAUUCAGCGUUUUAUCAUGUAUUUCGGAUGUUUGUAUGUGUUUAUAAAUAAAUAGUUGAGUUAUUUGAG
This is a messenger RNA of Acipenser ruthenus (sterlet), 847 nucleotides long. Its product is annotated as DNA replication complex GINS protein PSF1. Lineage: Eukaryota; Metazoa; Chordata; Actinopteri; Acipenseriformes; Acipenseridae. Gene Ontology annotation, biological process: DNA strand elongation involved in mitotic DNA replication; DNA replication. The record is from RefSeq and is a predicted model, not a curated record. The transcript is spliced from 7 exons. The coding region runs from base 166 to 756 and encodes 196 amino acids. Gene Ontology annotation, cellular component: GINS complex.